This is a messenger RNA of Pedinophyceae sp. YPF-701, 1515 nucleotides long. The record is from the annotation of a GenBank genome assembly. Lineage: Eukaryota; Viridiplantae; Chlorophyta; Pedinophyceae.
AUGAGCGGGGACCUCGAGGCUCUGCUGUCGCCGCGGCGCACAUCCGGAUGCUCUCGCGGCGCGUCCGUCUCCCCGCGCGCGGGUGCCAGCAGCCCAGGAGGCAGCCCCAGCAGCUCGGACGCACCGAUCGACCUCCUCGCGACGACGCUGCUCUUCCUGUUCCCCGCGCUCGGAGGCGCACUCUUCGGCUAUGAUAUCGGGUCGUCGUCCGGCGCUCUCGUGUCCCUCACCAGCGCGCAGACCGCAGGGACAGACUGGUACGCGCUGAGCAGUGUGCAGUCCGGCCUGGUGGUCUCCAGCAGCCUGUUCGGCGCCCUCGGCGGGUCCGUGCUCGCGCUGGUCUUCGGCGACCGCCUCGGCCGCAAGACGGAGCUUCUGUCGGCGGGCGCCCUCUACGGCACCGCCGCCGUGGUGUGUGCCUCCGCGGCCUCCUACCCGCAGCUGAUCGUCGGGCGCGUGCUCUACGGCGUCGGCAUCGGCUUCGCGAUGCACGCCGCGCCGGCCUACAUCAGCGAGACGGCGCCCUCGCGGGUCCGCGGGCUCCUGAUCUCGCUGAAGGAGUGCGCCAUUGUCCUGGGUAUCUUGCUGGGGUAUUUCGCGGGAUAUUCGUUCGUGGGAGACGUGGGCGGCUGGCGCAUGAUUUACGGCGCGAGCGGCGCGGGCGCGGCGCUGCUCGUGCUGGGCAUGUCGCUCAUUCCUGAGUCAGCGCGCUGGAUGCUGUUUGCCGGGCGGCCGCGCGAGGAGGCGCGGGCGGCGCUCGCGCGGUCGCGCGGGGCGUCGGCGCGCGCGGAGGACGUCGAGCGCGAGGUGGAGGAGAUGGCGGCGCUCGCCGGCGCGGGGCGGCAGGGCGCGGGCGUGGACUUUGGGCCGCUGUUUGAGCCGCGAUACCGCGCGGCGCUGUGGGCGGGGAUGAGCCUGAUGCUCUUCCAGCAGAUCACGGGGCAGCCGAGCGUGCUGUACUACGCCGCGCAGAUCCUGCAGGCCGUCGGGUUCGGCACGGCGGAGGAGUCGACCGGGCUGUCGGUGGUGCUGGGGCUGUUCAAGCUCAUCAUGACGGCCGUCGCGGUGCUGUACGUGGACAAGGCCGGGCGGCGGCCGCUGCUGCUGGGAGGGGUGGCGGCGCUGUGCGCGAGCUUGUUCGCCCUCGCGGCGGCGCAGGGCGGCCUGCUCGGUGCGUCGGGGCCGGUGGUGGCGCUGGUCGCGUUCCUGCUGUACGUCGGGGCGUAUCAGAUAUCCUUCGGCCCGAUCUCGUGGCUGAUCGUGGGCGAGGUGUUCCCUCUCGCGGUGCGCGGGCAGGCCAUCGCGCUGGCGACGCUGAUCAACUUCGGCAGCAACUUCCUGGUGUCGCUGGUGCUGCCCAGCAUGCAGGAGGUGCUCGGGCAGUCGCUGACGUACGCGGCGUUCGGCUCGGUCGCGGUGCUCGCGGUGGCCUCGAUCUACCUGUCGGUGCCCGAGACCAAGGGCAAGUCGCUCGAAGAGAUCGAGGAAAUGAUGAUCGGCGACAAAAGCAGCUGA